AUGACUGAGCCACUUUAUUCUGCAGAGCAAAUCAAGAUUCCUUCUGACCUUCCAGAAAUCCUAAAGAACUAUGCAAAGUUUAUCAUCAAAUCCCAGCCUGCUGAUAUUUUGGCUAGUUCUUCCGAAUAUUUUGCAAGACUGGCUAAACAACGCACGCAAGCUAAUGCAGGAAAGCGGUUGAGUGAUAUGCAGUUGGAUGCAUUUUAUACAAAGUUCUCCUCAUCAGAAGAAAGAAGCUCUGUUUCAAGAAAGGAUAUUGAAGAGGCGGCAAGCCUUGCGAAUAUUCCCUCUGCUCAGGUUCAAGAUAUUUUCUUACUUGGCGGAUGGACUUCGGACAAGAUACCAUGGGUCAAGUUUUGGGCUUUUUUGUGUGCUUCGGCUGCUGGGACGCUAGAGGCAACCGCAGAGCUUGUUUGCAAUCUUGUAGGCGACAACGGAAAAGUACCAGUUGCUCUUAUUCAAGAGGUGGUGGUAUUUUUGGUUGAGCAAGAUAGAGCCAUUGACCCUGCUAUUGGACGCAACAUUGUUCAAGCAUUCGAGGGGAUCUCUCAGCGGGAAUAUCCCACUAAAUCUGUUCUAGAGAUUGUGUUGAAGGAGCUACAAGGAAACUCUUUGUUAAAUGCAGACGCUCCAGUCAAUCCAGAGUCUGAUACACAUGUCCAUAUGGACGAAUCUCACCCUCCAGUAGAUAAUAUGCAGCAAGACGAAGCAGCCAACAUAGAUUCAUUUGAAAACAAGGAUGAGGAUAUGAACACUACAGGUCAAGAGCCCGCCAAUGAAAACGCAGAAUAAGCCGAAAGAUGCAAUGUUUUGGAAAUAAACAUAAUUCUACAAACU
Batrachochytrium dendrobatidis JAM81 is the source of this 837-nucleotide messenger RNA. RefSeq lists its product as uncharacterized. Lineage: Eukaryota; Fungi; Chytridiomycota; Chytridiomycetes; Rhizophydiales. The transcript has 6 exons. The record is from RefSeq and is a predicted model, not a curated record. The coding region runs from base 1 to 792 and encodes 263 amino acids.